Messenger RNA from Manis pentadactyla (Chinese pangolin), 4930 nucleotides. It is a transcript of the gene UBE3C, whose product is annotated as ubiquitin protein ligase E3C. The transcript has 23 exons. The record is from RefSeq and is a predicted model, not a curated record. Lineage: Eukaryota; Metazoa; Chordata; Mammalia; Pholidota; Manidae. Gene Ontology annotation, molecular function: protein binding; ubiquitin protein ligase activity. The coding region runs from base 351 to 3605 and encodes 1084 amino acids. Gene Ontology annotation, biological process: protein polyubiquitination; ubiquitin-dependent protein catabolic process.
CGUUGGCCGCGUCCGGCGGCCAUCUUCCCUGCCGGCUGCUGCUCUCAGUCCAGCGUGGGUCCGCGGCCUGCGGGCGCCUGGACCGCGGCGGGAGCAGCGGGAGCGUGGAUGAGGGUCGGCGAGGAGGGGCCGUCCCCAGCGUCGCCGCCCCUCCGCCCGCGGCAGGCCGGGCUCCCGUCGGGGCCGCAGCCUGGCGCGGCCUCGUCCCCGCCGCCGGGGACGCUGCCGGCCCGGGCCCUUCCCCUCGGCCCGCUCCCGCGGGGCCCCGUGCCCAGGGGCGCCUCCCCGAGCCCCGGCGCGCCGCGCCGCUCUCAGGCCGGGACUCCUCCCAGAUGGGAUAAGCCGGGAAGAUGUUCAGUUUCGAAGGGGACUUCAAAACGAGGCCCAAGGUGUCCCUCGGAGGCGCGAGCAGGAAGGAAGAAAAGGCUUCUCUUUUACAUCGUACUCAGGAAGAAAGAAGAAAGAGAGAGGAAGAAAGGCGAAGAUUGAAAAAUGCAAUAAUUAUCCAGUCAUUUAUUCGAGGAUACAGAGUCAGAAAACAGCAAUGCUGCAUCCAAAGAAGUGCGUUCGAUCGUCGCACUGACUUGUCACAGUCUGGUGGCACCUUUUCUGUUGCUAAUGGCCCUAAUCUGACCCUUCUGGUGAGGCAACUUCUGUUUUUUUAUAAACAGAAUGAAGACUCAAAACGUCUGAUAUGGAUGUAUCAGAACUUAAUUAAACACAGCUCUCUGUUUGUCCAGCAGUUGGAUGGAUCUGAGAGACUGACAUGCUUAUUUCAGAUAAAGAGGUUGAUGAGCCUCUGUUGCAGGUUACUGCAAAGCUGUAGUGAUGACAGUCUGAAUGUUGCACUUCCAAUGAGGAUGCUUGAGGUGUUCUCGUCUGAGGGCACCUACUUGCCUGUUCUACAAGAUGCUAGCUAUGUGGUGUCAGUAAUUGAACAAAUUUUGCACUACAUGAUUCAAAAUGGGUAUUAUAGGUCUCUCUAUUUGUUAAUUAACAGCAAGCUUCCAUCAAGCAUUGAAUAUUCUGAUUUAUCUCGAGUUCCUAUAGCAAAAGUUUUGCUGGAGAAUGUUCUAAAACCGUUGCACUUUACUUACAACUCCUGUCCAGAAGGUGCGAGGCAGCAAGUCUUUACAGCCUUCACAGAGGAGUUUCUUACAGCACCUUUCACAGAGCAGAUCUUCCACUUCUUCGUUCCGGCGCUAGCGGACACGCAGGCUGGCUUCCCGUACGAGCCCUUCCUGCACGCUCUGCUGUCGCUGGAGAGCAGGCGCUCGCGGGCCUGCGGCGGGGCACCAUGGCUUCUCUACUUUGUUUUAACUGUUGGCGAAAAUUUCCUGGGGACCCUCUCUGAAGAAGGACUGCUUGGGUAUUUAAGAGUACUCCAGACCUUUCUUUCUCAGUUGCCAGUCUCGCCUGCCAAUACAAGCUGCCAGGAUUCAGCCAGUGACUCUGAAGAGGAGAGUGAAGAGGCUGACAAGCAGAUGAGCACCCCAGAGGAUGGUAGACUGUCGGUGUCGUACAUAACAGAGGAGUGCCUGAAGAAGCUGGAUGCCAAGCAGCAGACCAAUGCCCUGUUAAACCUGGUCUGGAGGGACUCUGCGGGCGAGGAGGCCUUCACGCUGAUGGCCGCCGUCUGCCACACGCUGAUGGUGCAGCAUCGCGUGAUGGUCCCGAGAGUCAGGCUUCUCUACAGUUUAGCCUUUAAUGCCAGGUUUCUGAGACAUCUUUGGUUUCUCAUAUCCUCUAUGACGACACGGAUGAUCACAGGGUCUAUGGUGCCAUUGCUUCAGGUGAUAUCACGGGGUUCUCCUAUGUCUUUUGAAGAUUCUAGUCGUAUCAUCCCGCUCUUCUAUCUUUUUAGCUCCUUGUUUAGUCAUUCGCUGAUUUCCAUCCAUGACAACGAAUUCUUCGGGGACCCCAUAGAGGUUGUAGGUCAAAGACAAUCAUCAAUGAUGCCUUUUACUUUAGAAGAGCUGGUAAUGUUGUCCCGGUGCCUUCGAGAUGCAUGCUUAGGGAUCAUCAAGCUGGCUUAUCCGGAAACAAGGCCAGAAGUCCGAGAAGAAUACGUCAUAGCACUUCAAAGCAUUGGCGUUACUACUAAUUAUGAAAUGCAGCAGUGCAUACAAAUGGAACAGAAACGGUGGAUUCAGUUAUUCAAGGUCAUCACCAAUCUGGUGAAAAUGCUGAAGUCCAGAGACACAAGGAGAAAUUUCUGUCCUCCAAAUCACUGGCUGUCAGAGCAAGAAGAUAUCAAAGCAGAUAAGGUCACCCAGCUCUAUGUGCCAGCUUCCAGGCACGCGUGGCGGUUCCGGCGAAUGGGGAGAAUAGGCCCCCUGCAGUCCACCCUGGAUGUAGGCUUGGAGCCCCCACCACUGUCCGUGUCCGAGGAGAGACAACUUGCCAUCCUUACCGAGCUGCCCUUCGUGGUCCCGUUUGAGGAACGAGUAAAGAUCUUUCAAAGGUUGAUUUAUGCAGAUAAGCAAGAAGUUCAAGGAGAUGGUCCAUUUCUGGAUGGAAUAAAUGUCACAAUAAGAAGAAAUUAUAUUUAUGAAGAUGCUUAUGAUAAACUUUCCCCAGAAAAUGAGCCUGAUUUGAAAAAGCGGAUCCGCGUGCACUUACUCAAUGCGCAUGGCCUGGAUGAAGCUGGCAUUGAUGGUGGUGGUAUUUUCAGAGAGUUUCUGAAUGAACUACUGAAGUCAGGAUUUAACCCCAACCAGGGCUUCUUCAAGACUACUAACGAAGGGCUUCUGUACCCCAACCCGGCUGCUCAGAUGCUUGUGGGCGACUCCUUUGCCAGACACUACUACUUCCUGGGCAGAAUGCUCGGAAAGGCCCUCUAUGAGAACAUGCUGGUGGAGCUGCCCUUUGCCGGCUUCUUCCUCUCCAAGCUGCUUGGGACCAGUGCGGAUGUGGACAUUCACCACCUGGCUUCUCUGGACCCUGAAGUCUACAAAAAUCUGCUGUUUCUCAAGAGCUAUGAUGGUGAUGUGGAGGAGCUGGGCCUGAACUUCACUGUGGUCAACAAUGACCUCGGGGAGGCACAGGUAGUUGAACUAAAAUUUGGAGGGAAAGAUAUCCCUGUGACCAGUGCCAAUCGGAUUGCGUAUAUCCACCUGGUGGCCGACUACAGGCUGAACAGGCAGAUCCGCCCACACUGCCUGGCUUUCCGGCAGGGCCUGGCCAACGUGGUGAAUCUGGAGUGGCUGCGAAUGUUCGACCAGCAGGAAAUCCAGGUGUUGAUUUCUGGGGCCCAGGUUCCCAUCAGUCUAGAGGACCUGAAGUCCUUCACAAACUAUUCAGGAGGCUAUUCCGCCGACCACCCUGUCAUCAGAGCCUUCUGGAGAGUCGUGGGAGCGUUCACGGAUGAAGAGAAGCGCAAACUGCUCAAGUUUGUGACAAGCUGCUCCCGACCCCCUCUCUUGGGGUUCAAGGAGCUGUACCCUGCGUUCUGCAUUCACAACGGAGGCUCUGACCUCGAGCGACUCCCCACAGCCAGCACCUGCAUGAACCUGCUGAAGCUCCCCGAGUUCUGUGACGAGGCGCUUCUGCGAAGUAAACUUCUCUAUGCUAUUGAAUGUGCUGCUGGCUUUGAGCUGAGCUGAGCCGAGACCGGGACCGACCGUCUGCAGAGAAACAGUGGUGCCCCCGCGGAAGCAGCGCCUCCGGCGGCGAGGAGGUGCAGCCUGUCCCCGCAGCUCUCCUAAGCUCCCCCCUCCCCUCCCUGCAUCUUUUGAUGAUUUGUUAAGUUGUGGUCAUUUCUUUAGAUGGACGUUGCUUUUCAAAUAACUUAAAAUAACAUGUUUGGUGCCAUGUGGCUCAUUUAGUAAUUUCACCAAGGAGAGCACAGGUUUAAGACAAGUGGCAACUCAGUGAAAUUGACCAAAGAGGAACCUUGGCUCUGUGGAUGGAGAUGCGCCUCCCUGCUGGGUGGCCGCCCUGAGACCAGCCCGCCGCCUCCGGUCGCGCUGGCGCUCUUCCCGCAGCGCAGGGUCUGGGAGUGGGCGGGCGUGCUUCUCGGCCGCGCGACCGCAUGCGGUUGAAUUGUUUACAGGCCUGAUCGUCAAAACUAAAGGCAUUUUGUUCCUGCUGCCUUUUCCCCAAGUGGUUAGGUUUGGAAAAUAGAUACCGAUGGUGAUACUCUGUGUGCGCUUCGUAAGCCAUUUCCCGGGGGGCUAGCAUGCUUGUUUUUAGUAUGCCACUGGCCGCAUCAUAAUGGCUUGGGUGUCACUGUGUGUGAGGUGGGUGCUUCAUCCUUUUUGCACUCCUGUCUCCGCUAGGUCCCUGGAGAGCUUCGCGGGAGGGGAGGGUCUCGUCUAGUGUCCGUGGCACAUAUGUGACUUGGGUGGUGUAGACACUGCAACACCCAUUCGAGUGGCUUGAACCAAAGUGACAGCUGCACCCUUGUGCCGCGGCCUGCAUGCGGGCCUUCCAAGGCGCGUGCCCUCCCGUCCCUGGGCCACGCCAGCCAGUCUUCCUGGGUUUGGGGGGCUCGCCCUGCGCUCAUCGACCGUGCUGCUCUGGAAGAGGACAGGGCGGCCCCCACACGUGUCGGGAGGAGUAUGUGGUCCUCCCCGGCCAAGGCACUUUAUCUGGAUCUGACUGGCCGGGGAUUGCGGCUUCGGGGAAAAGGGCACUUGCAGGCGUCCGCUGUGGGAGCAGAGUGGCCGUUGGCCAAUGCGGGAGCGCCAGGAAGCCGAGCUCCGGCCCUGCCACGGCUGGGGUGUCACUGUCGCCGGGCUCAGGGGCUGCCUACCGAGCUGGCCAGAAUUAGCAAUAUACUUUUAAAUGUGGGGAAACUAAAUGACACUUUUAAGACAAUGACCAUUAUCAAAUCAAAAUGUAUAAUUUCUUAAUUUGAGUAAUAAAUUAAGCCUUUACAUCCUAUUUGUGGUCUUAAUAUACAGAAAUAAAAUAAUUAGGGCUUGUC